This is a messenger RNA of Dicentrarchus labrax (European seabass), 2898 nucleotides long. RefSeq lists its product as uncharacterized. The coding region runs from base 228 to 1244 and encodes 338 amino acids. Lineage: Eukaryota; Metazoa; Chordata; Actinopteri; Moronidae. The transcript has 6 exons. The record is from RefSeq and is a predicted model, not a curated record.
ACCCUAUUCACAACACUUCACUACAUAUCAUGAAAAUACUCAAUCGUCAAUUGUGUUUCUCAAAGAAAUAUACAUUUAAUUUAGAAAAGGGGGUUAUUUCUUCCAUAGAAACUUUUGCAGUAAAACCAGUUUACAGUGGGUUGUCCAGACAAAAAACAUUUACGAGAAGCUGCUGAGUUCGUUCCGUCAAAAGCCUCACCACUUCCUCGUUACCCACAUUUAGAAGAAUGGGGCCCAUAGUCGUACUUCUCUUUGCUCUUUCUCUGCUGCAUUUGUGUGAAACACAAGGUACCAGCACUGGGACUCCUGUGUUUGUGCAGACAGGAAAAGAUUUAUUCCUGGAGGUCAACAAACCUGUAACUCCACUACUACAAGUAAAAGGCAGUGAUUUUAAAUGGACACUCAAUGACAAAAUAAAUAUUGUAAAAUUAGCUAAUGGUAAUGCGAUAAUUUUGAAUUUUGAGGAUAGAGCUGAAUUUUAUAAAGAAAAUUACACUUUAGUCUUGAAGAAUGUACAAAAGAAAGACAGUGGAGAAUACAUUGCAAAAGUUUCUGGUAAACAAGAACAUCUUGUAGCUGAAUACAAGGUCACAGUUAUGGAUCCAGUGUCUCCAGUUAAGCUGGAGGUGAACCCCAGCAGCUCCUGUAACCUCACUGUGAUCUGCAGUACAACGGACUCUCACAUCAGCAGCACUUACAGGUGUGUCAACCAAACCUGCUCUCCAGAGGGAAGAGAGAGAUCAGAGGUCACAACCUAUCCUUCUAUCGAAGUCUACCUGCAGCAAGGCCUCAUCAUCUGUAACCAUAGCAACCAGGUCAGCUGGGAACAGGACACGUUGGAGAUUAAACCUCUCUGUGAGAAACAAACAGCCUUGAAUGCAGCCAUCACGAUUUCGAUUGCAACAGGACUUGCAACUGUAUUGGCCUUGGUUUGCCUUGGCCUUUUCUUAAUAUAUAAAAAAAAGCGCAACGGAAAUAAAGAAUUUGAAGAACCGAACAACGGAAAUACAGUAUAUGAAGUUCCUCAGGACAUCAAUCCGGCCCAACUUCUGAAUCAGAAUCCUACACCAGAUGCUUCAAGUCUUUCUCCAACCUCUACCUACUGCCUGGUGCAAUUUCACACUGGACCUGGACCAAGAGAAUCUACGACACGCGACACCUCUUUGCCAGAGACUGUGUACGCUCAGGUUGACAGAUCUGCCAAAACUAAAUACAAAUCCCCCAACAACCAACACAAGAGCUGAAAGCCACUGAUAAGAUAUACACCGAUCCGCCAUAACAUUAUGACCACUGACGGGUGGAGUGAAUAACACUGAUUAUCUCAUCAUCAUGACACCUGUGGGUGGGAUAUAUUAGGCAGCAAGUGAACAUUUUGCCCUCAAAGUUGAAUUGUUAGAAGAAGCAAAAAUGGGCAGUGUGAGGAUUUGAGUGACUUUGACACGGGUCAAAAUGUGAUGGCUAGACGACUGGGUUAGAGCAUCUCCAGGACUGCAGCUCUUGUGGGGUGUUCCCGGUCUGCAGAGGUCAGUACCUAUCAAAAGUGGACCAAGGAAGGAAAAGCGGUGAACCGGAGACAAGCUCAUGGGUGGCCCAGGCUCAUUGAUCCACGUGGGGAGCAAAGGUUGGACGUGGACAGACGAGCUACUGUAGCUUAAAUUGCUGAAAAAGUGCUGGUCCUGAUAGAAAGGUGUCAGAACACACAGUGCAUCACAGUUUGUUGUGUAUGGGGCUGCAUAACAUUACGACCACCCGCAGGCCCAGGUGGUUAUAAUGUUAUAAUGUUAUGGUUGAUCGGUGUGUUUACACAACUAAACCAUGGCAGGUACUUGUUGGAUAACUCAGCCAGAGUGGUCUUCUAACAUGUUGGCACAAAGGGGAUGUUGGACCCUCUUGCGAUUCUGUCUAGCUUUAAAGCACAGCAUGAACAAAUUUUUUCCCAUAUUUUCCGAUUAGUCUCAAAACCCUACUGUUUAUAUCAUCAUUUUUGGAAUGUGUUCUGCUAGGUGUCCUGUAACAUUAUGGAUAAACGUAAGGUAGGCUGUUUAGUGUCAUGAAAAAAUCUGAGGGCUGAUCAGACACAGACGCAUUUCUACAAGUGCGGCAACUGUCUCUUUCAAAGACAACGAGCCUAAAUGAAACUAUCACAGUAUGACUUAUGAAUUCCCCAUUUCGUUCACACAUUCUUGCUCUUUCAUCUACCAGCAUCAGAAUAGGAAGGAAGAGAUAAAGACCACAUCUUACUUGAUUUGAUUGGCUGCCUGGGUUGAGUGUGACAUUGAUGUGUAACUUUAAGUUUAUAAUAUUUUAACUUUUAUACGUGUGUCUAAAAACUUCUACAAUAAAGCUGCAGGGACAGGAGCACACGCUAGGUGCGCCUAAAACAUGUUUAAAGUAGCUGUGGGUAUAAUGCGGAAUAUUAAACAAGGCCUAAGAUGCCAAAGUGCUUCCUGAUAUAUAUUAGCUGAAACUACAAGGGACUUCUUCCACACACGUACUUCCCCCAGUCCUUCUGACAGCACAUACAGUAGAGAGACUAUAUGUUAUUUUUUCUGUUUAGUGGUUUAAGUGGUUGGUUAAAAGUUAAAUAACAGCAAGACUACAGUGCUCUUGUUAUCAGGAGACAAUGAGAUAAUUUUUUUUGAGUCAUCUGGAUAGCUGUGAGGGUUGAGAUGAACUACAUGAAGUCCUAGAAUUGGCCAUAUGAGAUUCCAUACAGCAUGUUGACUACAGUCAUGUAAAAUAUAUUCUGUUUUUCUCACAUAGAAGUGAACCAUACGUGAACUGAACUCUCAAGCCUGUUGAUGAAAGUUCCCAGAAGUUUCCGUUUUUCUUGCCUCCAUUUUGUUUUACAUUUAGUGUAUGUAUGAAAUAAAUAAAAACUGUAUAUUUUUAUGUGAA